Quercus robur (English oak) is the source of this 2589-nucleotide messenger RNA. Its product is annotated as glyoxylate/hydroxypyruvate reductase HPR3-like. Gene Ontology annotation, molecular function: hydroxypyruvate reductase [NAD(P)H] activity; NAD binding; glyoxylate reductase (NADPH) activity. The coding region runs from base 1238 to 2248 and encodes 336 amino acids. Gene Ontology annotation, cellular component: cytosol. Lineage: Eukaryota; Viridiplantae; Streptophyta; Magnoliopsida; Fagales; Fagaceae. The transcript is spliced from 3 exons. The record is from RefSeq and is a predicted model, not a curated record.
UAGUAAACACUAAUUAAAUAUUAUUUAAGUGAUAACAAAAAUGGUCAUUUGAAUAUAUUGUCUUAGGCCUCCAAAUUUAUUGGAUUGUCCUGCUUGACUAGACCCAUUUAAUAAUUGUACAAAAAUUUCUCAACCUUAACAUGAGUUUAGCUUACCUUUAGUACUUUUUCAAUUGGACAUGUAGUUAGUUUUAACUUGAGGUAGAAUGAUGUGGCAAUGGAUUUUAAUCUUUAUAUUUUAUUUAGUUAGUAGAUAAUAUGAUAGUUUCUCAUUAAAAUAAAAGGUAAUUCCAGAUAAAAAAGUAAUGGAGGUAAGUCAAAUUCCUCUAAUAUAACCCAUUUAUUAAAGAAUAAUGCUAAAGACACAUAAAAUUCCAUAACUUUUAUUACAACUCGUCAUGUAAUAAGUUAUGAGUGGUGAAAGUGUGGACCCACCAUUUAACCUUUACCAUUUAUAACUCACCAUGUGGUGAGUUAUUGCAAAAAUUGUAGAACUUUAUGUGUUCCUGCAUUUUCCUUUAUAAGAGGUUGACACGACAUGUGCUCUGACAACACUAGAAUCUAAAAAGUAAAGGGUUUUAUUAAUGUGUGUCAUUAGAGCAUAUAUUAAUAAACCAUUUUAUGAAACUUUUUAUGAAAAGAUGAAAAAAAAUUACCAACUUUCUUGAUAAUUUUAUCAAUUCCCAAAAAAAUAUUUUCAAAAAUAAAUAAUUAAUAUGUGCCUGCAUAUAUUAACCAGACCUAGAAGUAAAAAUGGUGACAAUGACUUUUAAGUUUUGUCAGAGACAUAAAAAAAACAACUAUAGAUCGAAAAAGCAAAGUGAACCAAUGACUACCAAAGAAAAAAAAUAGAAGUGGUAAAGAGGCCUCUACCCACCACAACUUAAAAGUCAUGACUCAAACUCAUGAAUUCAAAUACUUCAAGUUAAAUGCUUUAGUAGACAAACUAUAAGAAAGUACUCAUAAAAGUAUCAUUGAACAAUGUUAUUUUUUAAAACUAAAAAUCGAUAAAAAUUCUCGAAAUUCAGUAUUCAAACCCCCUAAAAUAAGAAUCAUAACCCAAUAACUCCUAAAUAAAAUUCCCUACCAAGCGCGUCUUUUUUUUUUCUUUAUCUUUUUUCACGAUUUCCAGUGAUUAAACGAAUCCCUCAAAUCACGUUCAUUUGCCAAACCAAAGUGAUUCUCUCUCACUUCCUUUAGCGUCACCUCUCUCUCAUACUGCCAAAAAUCCACGGUCUAUGGCUUCAGAUCAGGCUUCAACUCCACCACCAUUAGAAAUCCAAUCCCAUGACCUCUCUAAAGUCAUAGUUCUGCACCCUCCACCUGUUUUCAACUAUUUCAAGGACCUUUUCUCCAAAAAAUUCCACCUCCUAAAAGCUUGGGAGUCACCACUUCCUCGACAUGAAUUCUUGACCAACCACGCACACUCAGUUCAGGCCAUGCUCUGCUCUGGCACUGGCCCUCCCAUCUCCGCCGACAUUAUACGGCUUCUCCCAUCGCUCAGGCUCGUCGUCACCACCAGUGCCGGCCUCAACCACAUCGACCUCACCGAGUGCCGGAACCGUGGAAUCUCUAUAGCCAAUGCUGGAGAAGUGUUUUCUGAGGAUGUUGCGGACCUGGCUGUGGGCCUUUUGAUCGAUGUGUUCAGAAAGAUCUCUGCUUCUGAUCGGUAUGUCAGACAUGGGCUUUGGGCUACUAAGGGAGAUUACCCACUUGGGUCUAAGUUAGGAGGUAAGCGAAUUGGGAUUGUUGGAUUGGGAAGCAUUGGCUUUCAAGUGGCAAAAAGGCUUGAGGCCUUUGGUUGCAACAUCUCAUAUAACUCGAGGAAGAGGAAGGACUUUGUGUCAUACCCUUUCUAUACAAAUGUAUGUGAACUAGCGGCUAAUAGUGAUGUCCUUAUUAUAUGUUGUGGAUUGACUGAGCAAACCAGGCACAUGAUUAAUAGGGAAGUUUUAUUAGCAUUGGGGAAGGAGGGAGUCAUUGUCAAUAUUGGUCGUGGAGCUAUUAUUCAUGAGAAGGAAUUGGUGCAGUGUUUGGUACAAGGGGAGAUUGGAGGUGCUGGCUUAGAUGUGUUUGAGAAUGAGCCUGAUGUUCCUAAAGAGCUCUUUGAAUUGGAUAAUGUUGUGUUGGCACCGCACAUGGCUGUCUUUACAACAGAAUCUUUUAAGGAUUUGUGUGAUUUAAUGAUUGGGAAUUUGGAAGCUUUCUUUUCAAAGAAACCAUUGCUUUCUCUAGUCAUGAAUGAAUGAGUUAUGGAUUUCUCUUGCUGGAUAUAAGGAUUGGUAUGGUGAAUAAGUCAGUGGUAGGGCAAGGAUGACUAUGAUUAGGGGCCUGAGUUGCAAGUUAUGGUAAUGUAGAAUAGGCUAAUUCAGGACUAAAAAAGAGAGCACUCUUCUAGCUACACAUUAUAUCUAUUAAGGGUUCACAAACAGCACAAUUGUCAGUGUGCGUGCCUCCAUAAAACAAUUAUUCGACCUGUAUGCGGCCAGGACCUAAAUAUAAAUAUUGUUGUAAUACUCUUCUCCAAAAAAAAAAAAAAAAAAAAUGUUGUAAUACCACUGAUUAAUUUGACACUUUAUUAUUGUUUGUA